CCGUCUUCAAAAGUUUUUACAAUGUUUCCGAGUCUUAGAGUCAGGGGCUUCAACUAUCUUCAAGCUGUUGCAGAUGCUAAUAAUUUAUCCAUGGACCGGAUUAAAGUGAUUGGUAGAAAAUCAUCAUCCCUUACUAUGAAUGACUUGAAUCAUGAAAAGGUUAAUCUGAUAGUGGGGGAGCCUUUUUAUCUUGGAAGUGAAGGGAUGUUACCAUGGCAAAAUCUGCGUUUCUGGAAUGAAAGGACUCUGCUUGAUCCAUUGCUAUCUGAGGGUGCAUUCAUCAUGCCUUGCAAGGGAAUAUUAAGAUUCUGUGCCAUGUCACUUCCGGACUUGUGGAAAAGCCGUUGUGGCCUUAAAGAUGUUGAGGGUUUUGACCACUCAGUUGUUAAUGAUACUUUAGGAGCCUGUGGUGACCUGCCUGGAGAGCAGCAAGGCCCCUGCCUACCUUAUUAUGUGUGGCAGUGCGGUUAUACCAAGAAAUUAAGUGAAGUUUACUCUCUCAUAGACUUCAACUUUUCUGAGCCUAUUCACUCUUGUUUUGGUGAAACAAAGAUUGAGUUUGCCCACGAUGGAACAUGCCAUGGUUUCGCUAUUUGGAUCGACUGGGUACUUGACAAGGAAAAUUCCAUUGUGAUAAGCACCGGACCAGAGAGUAGAUACUGGAAGCAAGGAGUGCAGCUGCUUAGCAGGCCUGUACAAGUGAAUCGAGGGAAUUCGGUGAUGCAUGUGGACCAUGUUUUCUGAUCGUCCGAUUAAUCACGAUUAAUCGUCCUGAUCGGUACUGGGCACUCGAUCAGGCCCUCCGAUCAGAUCAGAGCGAUCAGAAACCUGAUCAUCCGAUUAAUCGUCCUGAUCGUCCGAUUAGCUAUCUGGUCGAUCAGAACUAUAUAGACAUUAUGCUGCUUCAGUUACUGGGCUUCAAUUUGGAUGAUCAUUUGCUUAUUUGGAUUUAGAUGGCUGCUGAAUGCUGAUUGAUA
Panicum hallii is the source of this 977-nucleotide messenger RNA. RefSeq names its product protein arginine N-methyltransferase 7-like. The transcript is spliced from 7 exons. Gene Ontology annotation, molecular function: protein-arginine omega-N monomethyltransferase activity. The record is from RefSeq and is a predicted model, not a curated record. Bases 22 to 744 code for a protein of 240 amino acids. NCBI's taxonomy places the organism in Eukaryota, Viridiplantae, Streptophyta, Magnoliopsida, Poales, Poaceae. Gene Ontology annotation, biological process: peptidyl-arginine methylation.